AUGAAAAGUCGCGCUCCUCUCCCCGUUCCAUCCGGGGCUCAACCUCUGCAGAACGGUCAUUCCCGCAAUCUUUCUGGCCUCGAUAUGACUGCCCGCAGCCCCCCCAACCAAAGCAACACCAAGCAUGUGCCCUGCAAAUUCUACCGCCAGGGAGCUUGCCAGGCUGGACCUGCCUGUCCCUUUUUGCAUUCUACCGAUUCUGCGAUCGACUAUGCGCCGUGUAAAUAUUUUACCAAGGGAAACUGCAAGUUCGGCGCUAAAUGCGCGCUGGCGCAUAUCCUCCCCGAUGGGCGGCGGGUCAAUCGACCCAGUGCGAUGGGUGGAAGCCAUCUCAACCUGGGUGGCCGGGUCAAUCCGCAAGCAUACGUCAACCAAGAUUCAGCCCUGACCAAUUCGGUGCUCUCGCAACAACGAAUGAAUGGCCACGAUCCUCGCUAUGCCUCCCAGAUUUCACACCAAGAAGACUUCGCUACUUUACACCCCCAGCAGCAGCAACAGCAGCAACAGCAGUCGCAGCCACCGCCACCGCUAUACGAUGCUAUUCCUACGAUCGAUACGGGCUUGGCUUCAGAUACCGGUUCUAAGUAUGGCUCGCCGGUUGAAGACCUGCGCUUCCCCAUGUCCCCAAACCAUCACCACUUGACCGCGCUUGACGCUCCCUUGCCUGCGUCUUUUGACAGCCAAGGAAUCUCCCAUGCUGCCCGCUAUGGCCCCGUAGCCGCCUCCAUGCCCUCGAAAUUUGGAUUGGAGCUCUCGCCACCUGCCCAACGAAUAGGGGCUCCGUCGGACGCCCUCCGGAAUCUUCGCGACACGGCGUACGGACCAGACGCCAGGAAGGCUUCCUUCAUCGGAUCUUCCCCUCCUGGAGUACCCGAAGAUGGUCUGGGCCCGCGGUUCUUGCAUUCCCAACGGCCUGUAAAGCCUCGCAUGCUCUCUUCCAGUGUCCCUCGACCCACAGCUUUGGACGAUUGGGAUGAAAGCAAUUUCCCCAUGGAAGAAGAUUUCCUGCCAAUCAACCUACAUGAUGACGUGCUGACGCCGCAGGAGCGGCUCCGUCGUCUAUCUCGAACUGAUCAUGAGCUUAGUUCGAGCCAUCGUGAUCUCAGCGGGCUUGGGAUGACUGGCACCAGCCUGUCAAAGGUUGGCUCGCCCCUGGCGUCUAGUCCCUCUCGGUUUGGUGCCCUGUUUGCAAAGCAGCGACAGAAAAAAGAAGAAGAUGCCCAUGGAACCUCAUUCCCCCAGGUCGGGUCACCUCUUCGCGAGUCCUCAUUGAACCUGGAAACGAGAAGCCCCAGCCUGGGUCCCAUCGGCAGCCGCCAGUUGUCUGGGGAAGUUCCCACGUUUGUUUCUCCUUCCCGACAAGCGUCGACGUCAAUGAUCUCUCAGCAACUUAGCGGCAUGUCUCUCCACCCUGGGUCCGCUCGUCAUUCGUCAUCCUCGGGCGCCAAUAGUCGCUUAGACAGAACUGUCUCGUCACCCGUCAGUACAAGCAAAAUUGACGAAGAACAAAGCGAUUUAGUUUUCUCCAUGGAAGAAGAAGAGAACAACAACAAGCGCAGCAGUGCCUCAUGGGGUAUGCACAAGACAGAGUCCAAUGACGAGGAUUCGACUCCGACAAGCAACCCCGGCUUUCAGUCUUAA
This is a messenger RNA of Aspergillus steynii IBT 23096, 1641 nucleotides long. RefSeq names its product putative spindle poison sensitivity protein Scp3. Lineage: Eukaryota; Fungi; Ascomycota; Eurotiomycetes; Eurotiales; Aspergillaceae. Gene Ontology annotation, molecular function: ubiquitin protein ligase activity; metal ion binding. Bases 1 to 1641 code for a protein of 546 amino acids. The record is from RefSeq and is a predicted model, not a curated record. The transcript is spliced from 3 exons. Gene Ontology annotation, biological process: protein polyubiquitination.